AUGGCCUCUUUGAACAAAGACUUGGUGAUGAUUGUGCUACAGUUCCUCCGGGAGGAGAACUUCAAAGAGGCUGCUCGCAGUUUGGAGAAAGAAUCAGGGUUUUAUUUCAACAUAAGAUACUUUGAGGAAAAAGUUCUGGCUGGUGAAUGGGAUGAAGUUGAGAAAUACCUGUCCGGAUUUACCAAUGUAGAGGACAACAGAUUCUCCGUGAAGAUUUAUUUCGAGCUUCGAAAACACAAAUACUUGGAGGCUCUUGACAGGAAAGACAAGAUAGAAGCACUUCAUAUCCUGGAGAAUGAGUUAAAAGUAUUCUCUCGGGUUAAAAAUGAUUUAUAUAGAGAUAUGACUCUGCUGUUGUCUCUUGAUAAUUUCAGGGAGAAUGAGCACCUAUCAAAGUACGGUAACAUGGUAGAAGCUCGUGGGACAAUGAUGAUGGAGCUAAAGAAGAUUAUUGGAGCUAAUCCAGUCUUCAACGGCAAGCUUGAGUUCCCUAGCUUGCGGUCAGCAAGAUUGCGAACAUUGGUCAACCAGAGUUUGAACUGGCAGCACCACUUGUGCGGAAACAAUAGGCCUUAUCCGGACAAUAUAAAGACGUUGUACACAGACCAUACAUGUGGACUGUCAAAGGGUUCUCUUGCAACUCUACCUGUCAAUUUUCCAGCUGCUGGAAGUGCCAAUCCCACCUCCUUCACGCGGCCCGGAGUUUAUACUCCAUUUCCAGUUCCUGCAUCAGCUAUUUCCAAUCAAGGUCAAGGUCAGGGUCAAGUAUCUACUCUGAACCGCACAGUCACUGCUCCAGCUAGGCUAGAUAUGGACGAGUAUCAGUUACUCAAGCAUUUGCGGACUGCACAGCCUGUUGAGGAGGUUGCUUUCCCGGGUGUGCCCUUGCCAACUCUUAAUGAGGUUGAUGCUGUUGGUAAAAAUAAGGGAAUAUUAAACCCCGUGGAUGAUGCAGUCAAUAAGACCACACCCUGGCAGUUAACAGCAGAGAAGAUUGAUCAUCCUGUUCGAUGUCGGCUGGUAACACUGAAUGCCUCAGAUGCUGGAGACAAGGUUUCUCAGCUUUUAUAUACAAAUGCCGGCACUGGAAUAUUGGUGCUUGGAUCAAGUGGAUUUCAGAUGUUGUAUAAGUGGGUGCGCCAUGAAAACAAUCCAAGUGGAAAGGCCACCGCAAAAGAACUUCCCCAUUUGUGGAAGCCAAGUAGCGGUUUACUUAUGGCCAAUGAUAUUGCAGGUGUUGACCUCCAGAAAUCUUCUCCCUGCAUUGCCCUCACAAAGAAUGACUCUUACGUCAUGUCUGCUUGUGGCGGAAAGGUUUCAGUGUUCAAUGCACUCACCUACGGGGUAAUGACUACUUUCAUGUCAACUCCACCAGUACCGACCUUCCUGGCAUUUUUUCCUCGGGACAAUAACUACGUAGCUGUUGGAAUGGAUGAUUCCACUAUCCACAUCUACAAUGUUCGGGGUGACGAGGUGAAAUGUAUACUGAAAGGCCACCAGGACCGGGUGACAGGUUUAGCCUUCUCCACGAAACUUAAUAUCUUGAUCUCCUCAGGAGCUGAUGCCCAUAUCUGUAUCUGGAGCACUGAUACAUGGGAGAAGAAAAAUUCUUUUCCCUUGCAACUAACUACUUCUGAAUCAUGUAGUGCAUGUACCGGUGACACACGAGUACAACUCCAUCAUGAUGAAAUUCAAUUUCUGGUGUCACAUGGAACACAACUUGCACUAUAUGAUGCAGAAAAUGUGGAUCGUGUUCAACGGUGGAUCCCUCAGGAUGCCCUUUCAGCACAAAUUACUUCUGCAGCAUUCUCCUGCAACAGCAUGCUAGUCUAUGCCUCUUUUUGUGAUGGCAGUAUUGGCAUCUUCGAUGCAGAGAGGCUGAGUUUAAGAUGCCAUCUUAACCCCUCAGUUUACUUAUCGCUAAAAGGAAGUCAAAUUGUGUAUUCGGUGGUGGUUGCAGCACAUCCACAGGAUCCCUAUCAAUUUGCUGUAGGGUUGACAGAUGGAUCAGUGAAAGUCAUUGGACCCUUCGAGCCAGAAGGGAAGUGGGAAGUGUUUAAACCACCUGAGGAAGGUUUUGCAAAUGGUAGGAGUGCAUCGACAUCCACAAGUCACCACGCAGCUGAGCAAGUGCAAAGAUGA
Messenger RNA from Daucus carota subsp. sativus, 2142 nucleotides. Its product is annotated as topless-related protein 3-like. Gene Ontology annotation, molecular function: protein binding. Gene Ontology annotation, biological process: regulation of DNA-templated transcription. The record is from RefSeq and is a predicted model, not a curated record. NCBI's taxonomy places the organism in Eukaryota, Viridiplantae, Streptophyta, Magnoliopsida, Apiales, Apiaceae. The transcript is spliced from 16 exons. Bases 1 to 2142 code for a protein of 713 amino acids.